Messenger RNA from Daphnia pulicaria, 645 nucleotides. RefSeq names its product neurotrophin 1-like. The record is from RefSeq and is a predicted model, not a curated record. Gene Ontology annotation, molecular function: Toll binding; growth factor activity. Gene Ontology annotation, cellular component: extracellular region. The transcript is spliced from 3 exons. The coding region runs from base 1 to 645 and encodes 214 amino acids. Lineage: Eukaryota; Metazoa; Arthropoda; Branchiopoda; Diplostraca; Daphniidae. Gene Ontology annotation, biological process: regulation of Toll signaling pathway; central nervous system formation; innate immune response.
AUGAAUCUCAUUAUGGGCAUCCCGGUUUUCCAUGGAGUUUUUACGGUUUUGUUCGUUGUCUCUGACGUUCUACUCCCACUACCUGUGCCGUUAGCGUUCCGACCCCAAAACACGCAGGAUCGCCCCGUUACAGUUUGUAACUCGACAAAUCCUCCUCCUUGUGCUGAUAAAAGGUUUGGCUUCUGCAUUAGCGACGAUUCCUAUCCUAUGGACCACAUCACGGCUACCAUAGAGAAUUACUCUGAAUUAGUGAAUCAAUUCAGCUACAAAUCGAUUCCAAAGGAGGAAAUCAUCCAUCGUCCAAUUAAAAUUGAUAAAAAAGGACCCUGUUUAUCCACGAAUGUUUUCAUUAAACCCAUUCGAAUGCCCAGCAUCAACGGAAACUGGCGCGUGAUCGUUCAAGACGCCAAAGACAUUAUCCAGCGCGAACGGAUCGUUCUUUGUACCAGAGCCGGCGAUGUCUGUCAGAUGCCACCGGAAAAGUUAUUCGCACCUCUACAAUGUCACACAAGUCGCUGCAGUCAAAAGUUUAUUGUUCGUCAACUUUUAGCUUAUGAUCCUUGCGAUCCCACUCGUGGUAUUUUUGUGGAUUCUUUUAAAAUACCGUCGGCCUGCAGUUGCCUUUUUUUUCGUUCAACAUGUUGA